CAGCCGUGAAGUUUAUUUGGCCCGAGUUUGCAAGAGGACUCGUCGAGUCAGUGUGCUUUGUAAGACAGACUGAUCGUGGUGGGUGCAUGGUGAACAUUGACUUCCGGCAUGCCGUUAGGAAAGCCCCUGGCUCUUGUCAUCGGAGCAUAAUUACGUUUAUACGCAUGCAGAAACCGCGGGGAUGGGCUCGGAUGGCAGAAGUUAAAUAGUUCAGAAGGUUCUCUCUCUCCUCUCUCUCCCCAACGGUGACCCUCUCCCUCUCUCACAACUCCAAACUCACGAUCAUUGUAACCAACUGGUAUCCCAUCACCCCCUGACUCGUAAAACACCCAACUCUAUCCCACCACCCAGCCGCCAUGUCCCGCUACGCAGAGGCCCACAAGCCCGAGAACAUCACAGGCCCAGGCGACGGCCGCCCGACCGCCCUCCAGGUCCUCAAGGACGAAGGGGCCGAGGGCAAGCUCGCGGGCAAGGUGAUCGUGAUAACGGGGACGUCGUCGGGGAUCGGCAUCGAGACGGCGCGCGUGCUGAAGCUCACCGGCGCGCGGCUGUUCCUGACGGCGCGGAACCUGGACAAGGCGAAGACGGCGCUGGGCGACGUCCUCGAGCCGGGCCGCGCCGAGCUCGUCGAGAUGGACAACACGUCGCUGGCGAGCGUGCGCGCCGCGGCCGCGGACGUGCUGAGCCGGUCCGGCGGGCAGGUCAACAUACUCAUCAACAACGCGGGCAUCAUGGCGGUGCCGACGCUGCAGCACACCAAGGACGGGUUCGAGAUGCAGUUCGGCGUCAACCACCUCUCGCACUUCCUCUUCUUCAACCUGCUGCGCCCCGCGCUCCUCGCCAGCGCGACCCCGGCGUUCUCAUCGCGCGUGGUGAACCUCUCGUCGUCGGGGCACAACGUCUCGCCGGCCAUGACGGAGACGGGCGACUACAACUUCGAGAAGGCGGGGGCCUCGGGCUACAACCAGUGGGUGGCGUACGGGCAGUCCAAGACGGCCAACAUCCACAUGGCCAACGAGAUCGAGCGGCGGUACGGGUCGCGGGGGCUCCACGCCAACAGCCUCCACCCGGGCGUCAUCUUCACCAACCUCAUGCAGUUCAUGGACCCCGCCCAGCUGGUGGAGAUGGGCAAGAGCGACGAGGCGAGGCGCAUGAUGAAGUCGGUCGAGCAGGGGGCCGCCACGACGGUGUGGGCUGCGAUCGGCAAGGAGUGGGAGGGCAAGGGGGGCGAGUUCCUUGCUGACGUCGGCAGGACGGGGCCGGCGGACGUCAGUAUCCCAGAGCCCAUGACCAGGGGCGGGUAUGCGUCGUAUGCGUAUAACCCUGAGGCGGAGGCGAAGCUGUGGAAGGACUCGUUGAAGAUGGUUGGGCUGGAGGAUGAUCUGUAGGUGGUUAGUAUAAACGCUGAAUAGGUAGCAAGAUUGCGGUUGAUAUGAACAAUUUGAUGUUAUGAUUCCCAUCUGAAUCUCCGUUGACGUCGAGAGCAAGACAUUGUCGAGACACUGGGUCUAUUGCGGUGGUCGUAGCACACACAGCCAGCCCGUGCGGCCCAAAGAGGAACGGGUUGAGUGUUGAGUGUGGUCUGAGCGAGUGCAGUCAAGCAAUGCCUAUAUACUUGGCAUAUAUUGCAGAUCAAGUGCACAUUCGCUAAGACGGGAACGUCCACCUGCAGGGCACGCCAUUCCCCACGAGGCAAUGAGGCAUAUCUGGCAGCUGCUAGGUAUAGCUCGUCUGAGGCUGGGCCGGUCCGUCAGACGGCAUGGCCGAGGGGGAGAUGCUGGGCUUUCG
Diaporthe batatas is the source of this 1788-nucleotide messenger RNA. RefSeq lists its product as uncharacterized. The coding region runs from base 357 to 1388 and encodes 343 amino acids. Lineage: Eukaryota; Fungi; Ascomycota; Sordariomycetes; Diaporthales; Diaporthaceae. The record is from RefSeq and is a predicted model, not a curated record. The transcript has a single exon.